This is a messenger RNA of Lemur catta (Ring-tailed lemur), 2733 nucleotides long. Its product is annotated as NUT family member 2G-like. Lineage: Eukaryota; Metazoa; Chordata; Mammalia; Primates; Lemuridae. The transcript is spliced from 8 exons. The record is from RefSeq and is a predicted model, not a curated record. Bases 1 to 2733 code for a protein of 910 amino acids.
AUGAGGAAAAGGAAGACUGAGGAUGAGAUGGGGCCCUCUGAACCUGCCAGCGUUGGGGUGCCUAGAACUGCCACUGAGGAAGCAUCCUCAGUGCUGAAACCGGACACGACCCUGAACCCUGGUGCCUCCAUGCCUCCGUUCAUGGGUCUGCCCUUUCUCCCACCUGUCCCUGGCCCAGCACACCGGCCACCCUGGGGACAGCAGCCACCACCCCUCAUGACUGCAGCGUUCCCUCCUGGAACCCCCCUGGUGCUGUCUGCUCUGCCCGCGACUCCUCUGCUGGGAGGAGAUAGUGCCCGUGGCCCGAGUGGGGCUGGCACUUUCAACGUCCUUGUGCAAGUCAGACCAGAAGCGGGGCCGGUGCAGCCCCCUCACACCCAGACCUUGGUCCUGGCUCAGGCCCCACUCAACUGGAGUGCUCCAGGAGCCCUCUGCGGGGGUGCUAAGGGUCCAGCUCCCCUACUCUGGGCAGCUCCUCCCGUGGAGACCGUGAUGCCUGCUCCAGUCAUCGGCAGUGCUCCAGUUGUUGGCGGUGCCCCAGUCCCUGGUGGUGCCCCAGUCCUUGGCAGUGUCCCGGUUGUUGGCGGUGUCCCAGCCAGCGAAGGAGGCUGGUUCAUGGGCCUUCCUCACCCGGAGCCCCCACCGGCGACCCAGCUGGUCGCCAUUGUGUCCCCAAUGAAAGCUCGGCCACAGCCCCUCGGGGCGUGCAGGGAGGGCAGCCUGCCCCCCUCCCAGGCCAACGCCUCACGGGAUGACUCCUGUAACACCAAGAGCGUCUACGAGAACUACCGACGCUGGCAGCGUUUCAAGUCGCUGGCCCAGAGGCACCUGCCCCAGAGUCCUGAUACUGAAGCGCUUUCCUGCUUCCUCAUCCCAGUGCUUCGAACCCUGGCCCGGCUGAAGCCCACCAUGACCCUGGAGGAGGGCCUGUGGCGGGCCAUGCAGGAAUGGCAACACAAAAGCAACUUUGACCGGAUGGUCUUCUACGACAUGGCAGGAAAGUUUAUGGAGUUUGAGGAAGAGGAGAUGCAGCACCAGCAGCUGCAGUGGAUAAAGGGGUCCCAGUUCCUGCCUCCACCGGCCCCUCCGAGGCCUGCUCCUCGAGGGCCCCCAGCCCCUGAGGCUGUCCAGCAGCCAGUGGUCCUUCCCAGGAAAGCUGGCCCCAAGGCCCGGCCCGCCCACCUGCCACCACCCGCACCCCAGCGGCGGCCGCCGGAGACCAAGGUGCCCAUGGAGAUCCCUGCUGAGUCCGUCAAGGAAUACGUGGACAUCAUGGACAAGCUGCUGGGGCCGCCCCACAGGGCUCUGGACGAGCCUGAUGCGCAGUGGGAAGAGGAGGCCACCGAGCAGUCUCAGGACGAGGCCGGGACGUACCCGGACCCAGGACUCCUCAGCUACGUGGACAAGCUGUGCUCCCAGGAAGGCUUCAUCACCAAGGUGGAGGCCGUGAUUCACCCCCGAUUCCUGGAAGAACUGCUUUCCCCAGAAGCAAGUAUGGACUCCUUGGCCCUAAGCCAGGAGCUGGAGCAGGAGGAGGGGCUCACCCUUGACCAGCUGGUGGAGAAGCGACUCCUGGACUUGAAGGAGAAACGGGGUGUGGGGGCAGCCCCAAGUCGUGGUGCACCCAGGUUGGACUCGAGUCCUUCUAAGUCUGCAGCUGGCCGAGGUGCAGACAGCGACGGCUGUGGCCCCCGGCUGGGGGUCGGUGCAGAGCCCUGCCCACCACAGACGGCUGCCCGUGCCCCUCAAGGACACGGCAGAGUGCAAGCCGAGCUGCCCGGGCCUAAGGCCCCUGCUCACCUCUCUGGGCAUCCAGAGUCCCCCAGGCUGAGGGCCGCCCGGCCAGCCUCGCCUCCCCAGGGCCGAAGACCCUCCUCCCCUGGCCUGGGGACCAGGGAUGCCUUAGGUCUCCCAGGAGCCUCUCCUGUCGGGGAGACGCUCAGGCCAGGCGAUGGCUCCAGUGAGGAUCAGGAGGAGCUCCCCAGCCUGACCUUCCUCCUGUCCUCCCAGUACAGGCUGGUGCCCUGGAGGCUGUCCCAGAGCCCUGUCCCUGCCCAGCCCCCAUCUGCUCAGAGAAGAGGCCUCAGCCUCACUGCCCCUACGGUGGCCAAGUCUAAGAAGCAAACUCUCUCUGGGGGCCCGUCCUCUGCUGAAGAGACCGCCCACCCAGGGCCUCAGCUCGGGGUCUCGGGGGGGCAACCCCUGGCCUUGGGGCCAGGUCGAUCCUCACAGCCUCGAAAGAGAAGGGGCAACCCGUUUGUCUCGGGGACGAGGAAGAAGCGGCGCCGUAGCCUAUGUAGCCUGGCCUUGCGAUGCCGCCUCGCCGGCAGACUCCCACAGAUCCCUGAGGUCCCUCUGUGCCCACUCACAGAGCCUCGCCUACCCCAGGGGUCUUCUCUGCGCAUCCCGUCAUCAUGUGUGUCCCUUAGCCCUCUUGUCACGGAAAGCUGCUUUGGAGCCUCUCCGGUCUCUAGGUCAUCUGCCCACUUUCUAGAAGGGAGCCUGGCUGGGGUACUUUUCUCUGGGGAGCUUCUCUCUGCCUCCCUGGAGGAGGCGGACGCCGGGGCCAGAGCGACCCUCAGCACAGCCAGGGCCCUUCCUGGGGAGGGGUUUGACAGCAGGAAAGGCGCGGGUCUAGGGGACACGGCUCUCUGCCGGGGCACAGGAGCUGACGUCUGCGCGGCCCAGUGGAGCGCUGGCGCGUGGCGAGGCGGCAGCUCCCCGGAAUCCUAA